Molecule: messenger RNA, 2118 nt
Organism: Amborella trichopoda
Lineage: Eukaryota; Viridiplantae; Streptophyta; Magnoliopsida; Amborellales; Amborellaceae
Product: nucleobase-ascorbate transporter 2
Biological process (GO): transmembrane transport
Cellular component (GO): membrane
Molecular function (GO): transmembrane transporter activity
Source: RefSeq, a predicted model, not a curated record
GUGGCAAGUGUAUUUCUAUCUUUUUAGCAAACCCAUGUGACACCACUUCUACUUCUCUUCCUCUUUUGCUUUCUCUCUCUAAACCAACUUUUCUGCCUCCCCUCUCCUUUCUCCUUUCACCCCUCAAUAAUUCUCCCUCUCUCUCUGAAAGUUAAACCGUCUUUUGGUUUUUCUUCUUCUUGGUUUAAUAAAUUCUCUCCAAGUAAACCAUUCAUCUCCCUUUAUUGAGUGCUCUUGAAGGCUUCUCUUCUCUUUUUCAGCUUUGAAUUGGUCUCUCUCUCUCUCUCUGAGGUUGCAGAGAUUAGCGCGAUGACUGAACCAAAACCAGAAGACAUCACCCACCCUCCAAUGGAUCAGCUCUCAGGCUUUGAAUACUGCAUCGAUUCGAACCCAAGUUGGGGCGAGGCCAUUGUGCUUGGUUUCCAACACUAUAUUCUGGCUUUGGGAACUGCCGUUAUGAUUCCAUCUUUUUUGGUUCCUAUGAUGGGAGGAAGUGAUGAUGAUAAAGUGAGAGUGGUUCAGACAUUGCUAUUUGUGAGUGGAAUCAACACUCUUUUGCAGACUCUCUUUGGUACGCGUCUGCCCACUGUGAUUGGUGGCUCCUAUGCUUUCAUAGUCCCCAUUCUCUCCAUCAUCAAUGAUUCUUCAUUGACCCAAGUCACCAACCCUCAUGAGAGGUUCCUCCAAACCAUGAGAGCCAUACAAGGAGCUCUUAUUGUAUCUUCAAGCCUGCAGAUUAUACUGGGUUACAGCCAGAUUUGGGGAAUAUGCUCGAGGUUUUUCAGCCCCCUCAACAUGGUUCCCGUGAUUGCCUUGGUGGGCUUUGGACUUUUCGACAGGGGCUUUCCUGUGGUUGGUAAAUGUGUGGAAAUUGGUGUCCCAAUGCUUAUAUUGUUCAUAGGCUUCUCUCAGUAUUUAAAGCAUUUUGAGACCAGAGGUUUGAGAGUUUUUGAGCGCUUUGCGAUGCUCAUCACAAUUACCAUCAUUUGGGCUUAUGCCCACCUCUUGACAGCGAGUGGGGCAUACAAGCAUCGCCCUGAAGUAACUCAAAGAAACUGCAGAACUGAUAGAGCGAAUCUCAUUUCAUCAGCUCCCUGGAUAAAAAUCCCAUACCCACUUCAGUGGGGUGCACCUACAUUUGAUGCCGGACAUGCCUUUGGGAUGAUGGCUGCUGUUUUCGCCUCACUGGUUGAGUCAACAGGAGCAUAUAAAGCUGCAUCUCGACUCGCAAGUGCUACACCACCUCCAGCUCAUGUUUUGAGCCGUGGCAUUGGGUGGCAGGGGAUUGGAAUUUUACUUGAUGGUAUGUUUGGAACAGGCACCGGUUCUACUGUGUCAGUAGAGAAUGUUGGACUUCUAGGAGUGACACGAGUUGGCAGCCGCCGUGUCGUCCAAAUUUCAGCUGGAUUCAUGAUAUUUUUCUCAAUAUUGGGGAAAUUUGGAGCACUGUUUGCAUCAAUCCCAUUCACCAUAUUUGCUGCUCUAUAUUGUGUUUUAUUUGGAUUAGUAGCUGCGGUUGGUCUCUCAUUCUUGCAAUUCACGAACAUGAACUCGAUAAGGAACCUCUUCAUCACAGGCGUCUCCUUCUUCUUGGGUUUAUCAGUACCUGAAUAUUUCAAUGAGUACACAAGAACCUCUCAGCAUGGACCUGCACACACCAAGGCCGGAUGGUUCAAUGACUACAUAAACACGAUAUUCUCAUCUCCUGCAACUGUGGCUCUGAUAGUUGCGGUGUUUUUGGACAACACCCUUGAUUACAAGGAUGCUGCAAAGGACAGGGGGAUGCCAUGGUGGGUGAAGUUCAGGACUUUCAAAGGAGAUAGCCGAAACGAGGAAUUCUAUACCCUUCCUUUCAAUCUCAACCGCUUCUUUCCACCCACUUGAUUUCUAUUUUUACUGCUCUUCUCCUCAACUUCCACCAACCAAGCUGCUGCUUCUUCAAACCAGGAGUCCAGUGAGGACAAUGAAACUCUCUCUCUCUCUCUCCUUUUCCCAAAUUUAUGUCAUGUAAUUAUUGCUCCCUUGUUUUUCAAUUGGAAAGGGAAAAGUUUUUGCCCUUAUUUUUCCUAUUCCUUUAGACCAUCUUCUAUUCAUUUAUAAGCUGUCAUCUUUUAUUUA